AGUGAAUGACUACAGAGUUGGCUCCUCCUGAGUUGCUGUAAUGAAGGGAAAUUGACAGAAAAUGUCACUGGCGAGUGAGACAAAGAGGGUACAGCAGCUGCUGAGGGUCUUUGAGUCAUCUCGAUUGUGUUUCCUGCCUGUUUCCUGAGCCAGCAGCUGUCCUGACGAGGAGGAAGGCUGUCCACAGAGCCGCAGGUGUUCAACAGAAUUACCCAGCCAUCCAGUCCUGCCCAUGGCAAAGAUGAGCUGGUCUGCCGGUACACAGUGUGUAGCCAAGGGGGACCACAAGAAACCCAAACCUGGAGAACUGGCGUACCGCAAAGGAGACAUCCUCACUAUUGUUGACACAAGCACGGUACAGUCAAAUAAGAAAGGAUAUUACAGAGCCAAACACAACACCACAGGGGAGGAAGGACUCAUAAACUCCACCAAUGUACGUGAAAGAGAGGCUCUACGUGUGGACCCUAGCCUUAGCCUCAUGCCCUGGUUUCACGGGAAGAUCUCCGGGCCAGAGGCGGUGUGUAAGCUGCAGCCGGCCGAGGACGGCCUGUUCCUGGUUCGAGAGUCCAUCCGCCACCCUGGCGACUACGUCCUGUGUGUCAGCGUCUCUGGAGAGGUCAUCCACUACCGGGUCAUUUACAAGGAGAACAAGCUGACCAUUGACAACAUGCAGUAUUUCUACAACCUCAUUGACAUGAUUGAAUUCUACUCAAAUAACAAAGGUCCCAUAGCUACAACUCUUCUGAAGCCCAAACAAAAGCAGGGAACCAAGUCAGCUGAGUUAGAGCUGUCUAAAACUGGAUGGCUGCUAGACAUUACGAAGCUCAAACUGGGAGAGAAUAUCGGAGAGGGCGAGUUCGGUGCUGUUUACGAAGGAGAGUAUAUGGGCCAGAGGGUGGCAGUAAAGACCAUUAAAUGUGAUGUCACCGCUCAGGCCUUCCUGCAGGAGACCACAGUCAUGACGAAGCUCCAACAUAAAAACCUGGUGCGAUUGUUGGGGGUCAUUCUUCACAAAGGGCUUCAUAUUGUCACAGAGCUCAUGACUAAGGGAAACCUUGUUAACUUUCUCAGAACAAGAGGACGCUCAGUUGUGAACUCGGUCCAGCUGCUCCGCUUUGCUCUUGAUGUGUGUGAGGGGAUGGAGUACCUGGAGUCCAAGAAGCUGGUUCACAGAGAUUUGGCAGCUCGUAACGUACUGGUUUCUGACGACAACUUGGCCAAGGUCAGCGACUUCGGACUGACCAAGGUGGACUCGAAGGUGUCAGAUAACGCCAAACUGCCAGUCAAAUGGACGGCCCCUGAAGCUCUGAAGAAAGAGAAAUUCUCCACAAAGUCAGAUGUUUGGAGCUACGGUGUUCUUCUGUGGGAGAUCUUCUCUUAUGGUCGUCAACCUUACCCUAAGAUGUCUCUGAGGGAGGUGAAGGAGAGAGUGGAGGGGGGUUAUCGCAUGGAGGCUCCAGAGGACUGCCCCCCUGGUGUUUACUCCCUGAUGAGGAUUUGCUGGGAGCAGGAGCCACGCAGAAGGCCUGCUUUCCACAAACUGAGAGAGAAACUGGAACGAGAGAUGGGUAAAGGCAGCCCGGGCCCUGGGUCAGAGCACCAGGAUGGGAUCAGGUCUAGAGCUGGAUGCUGAUUUCGGGUGUGAAUCUUGAACUCCACUAUGAUGGUAAUAGAGUGCCAGCUGUCGGACAGCUUAUCCACACAUUGUUGCCCCCUCCGGUGGAGUAAAGGCCUGGUGGAGUAAAUGUUAACAGUUCCAACUGGAUUCCUCUAACAGAUUGGACAAGACAACCAUCGUGUGAGUCAUCACGUAAUGCCAGUGAGAAAUAGUUCAGUGGUUGGAGCCAUGACUAUAUAUAUAUAUAUAUACAUGACCAUUAACUUUUCUUUAAUGGAUCUGAAAGCAAAAAUAGGUGGUAUGAUCAUUUUCAGUACGGGAGUUGUAGCUGUGCUGGCAGCAUGGCUCCAUGGAUGUUCAGUGUAUUAACAAAUAUUUUAAAUCAACCCACAGAAGAAUGUCAUGUCUACUACUACUUGUCAUGUCUGUUUAUGCUUGUAGUAACACACCAUACAUUAUUUGGUCAACAAAUCCCAUUAAAAGACAAAAACCAAGCAUAAAUCCAACUAAUAAGUAUCCCCUGUGUAGCCGAGAGCCGACAGAACUUAUUCCUGUGUACCAUAGAUUAUUAAAAGCACAUCAGUGAGCCACACCAUGUCACUGAGUGACAUUACAAUGGACAUGCUGCAGUAAAUAUCACUGGAUACCCUAAAAGCUUCAGUGCCCAGCUGGUUUAGUUACUUAUUUAGCCCGCUUUAUUAAAAACCAUUGCAUUUUAAGAUUUGUAUCGUCAGUGGGAACAAAUGUGAUUGAGUGCUACAGACAGGCCGGGGAAGUCAAAAAGUUUACCUGAUCUAUCAUAUUGUUUUUCAAGGGAAUUGUUGACAAUAACAAUAACAAAAAUACAGAACACUUCAGUCUCAUCAACCUAACCCUAACCCCCUAACCCUAACCCUAACCCUAACCCCUAACCCUAACCUGCAAAAGAAACAGUUAAAUAAAUGGAAUAGUUUAGCUAGGGCAGGACUAGAAAUUCUUUCUCUGUCAAUAUAACACGUAAUGAGGAAUUUAUUGCUUCAGUGAACUACAUUUACCAUCACCGCUUAUUGGUCACCCAUAUAAAAUCUGGCAAAUGUUCCCUGUUAAACAGUAUUGUGACGCUUGAUGAUGAGUGGCAGCACAUGUACCAUAAUGUAGUUUUGAUUUGUGUGUGAGAAAGGCAUCUGUUGAAAAUGAUGAAACAUGUGUAGGAAUGAGAAGGACAGCGAUGGAGGAGAGGAAAAAUGUUUCUCUUGGAUUUAAUCACAGACCAGCAAAAUCUGCUUGUAUCGCUGUACUAUGGCAUGGACUCAGGGCUUAACAUGACUGAUAUCUAAUGUUAUUGCUGGUACACAGUAAGUACAGAAUUUUACUUAUUUCGUACUUGCAGCAGUUGCUUUUGUGCACGGGAGAUUGGGGGGUUUAAUAUACUGCAGAUGGCUCCUGAAGUACAGUAGCUUUUUGAGUGUAAUGAAGGCCAAAAUUCAAAGACGACCAUUUGACAUGUAGCAUUUAUGUGCUUAUUUUUUCAGAUUUCUUUUUAGAAACCAAGCCUUGUACUAUGUUUGACACGUUGUCCGUCACACUCCACUGUGCAGCGUACUCAGGGCUGUGGGAAAUACGGCAUUUAUUACUACUUUUGCUUCCCUCUUUAUUUGGAUUUUGAGAUUAUUGGAGUGACUUUGUGUUAUCCACCAUCCUCCUAGGAUUUUUGCAGGUACAGAAUAUUUUCUGCUUCCCUGCAGAUGAUUGUUUUACAUAUGCAGUUACACAUUGUAUUUAUUAAAGUACAUGUAUUACUCAUUCCACAGGAUGCGAUUGUCAGCUGCUUUUUAGCAGAAAUUCAGAUAAGGCUAACACACUUUAAGUUACUCACUGCAAAAUAAAGCCUCUUUUUUGUAUUGUUGUCACGUCACAGGACCAAAUGAAAGAUGUCAUUUUAUUUAAGUCUGUGUAAGCCUGGUAUUUGUCUCUGUCCCAGGAGACAGACCCCAAAUUGAGGCUUGAUCCUUCGUCUCUUGUUACCAUACAGUACAAGUGCGGGUCCUCCACGAUUUGUUCAAUCUGCUCUGUUUUCCAGAAGCUCUCUAAUGGGAUGAGCAGCAAUUCUGUGCACAAGGAUUUAUAAAGCAACCAGAAAAUAAUAAUAAAAGA
This is a messenger RNA of Chelmon rostratus (copperband butterflyfish), 3751 nucleotides long. It is a transcript of the gene matk, whose product is annotated as megakaryocyte-associated tyrosine kinase. The coding region runs from base 233 to 1633 and encodes 466 amino acids. Gene Ontology annotation, molecular function: protein binding; protein tyrosine kinase activity; ATP binding. The transcript has 13 exons. NCBI's taxonomy places the organism in Eukaryota, Metazoa, Chordata, Actinopteri, Chaetodontiformes, Chaetodontidae. The record is from RefSeq and is a predicted model, not a curated record. Gene Ontology annotation, biological process: protein phosphorylation.